AUAUUUUCAGUUGGUUUUUGUAUCACGUAAGGACAACACUUGUCUAACGGAUUCUGUACCCAUCUUGUUUUGUUUUUUUGUUCUGCCUAAAAUCGAACAGACAUACAAAACAGAAUUUUUUUUUGUUGUAAAUUUCCCUUCGACCUGAGUGGAACUGAGCUGCGAGUAACGGCGCGGCGUGCGGUUGUUGUGCUGUGUCAUGAAGGAUAUUAAUUCCUGUCAAUAAGGAAUAUAGUUAACCCGCACAAGGAUAUACCGGGGAUAUAAAUGAAAACGAUUAAAAAAGAGAAAUUAUAAUUUUUUUUAUAUUCUCUGUCAUACUUCCGGUGUGUGUGUAAUCGAAGAAGACGAAAAAAAUAAAAUAAAAAUGGUGCGUGUAAGGAUGUGGUUAAUAUAAUGGCUUUCUGGGAAAACGUUUAAACCAAUUAUUGAGUAGUGUUGGUUUCAAUUUGUUUCAUCCUACCGUCUGUCUGUAAAGGAUCGAAUUACUUCGGGAAAACCCCUAAUAGAAACAAAAAAAAAAUAUAUAUAAAAUAACAAUUUUGAUAAAAUAAUUUAGGUAUUCUGUUCUAUUUCCGGUUUGAAUAUUUAAUAUAACCCCAAUUUGUCCUUCUGUCUUAUUUUUGCUAAUGUUAUUUUUUUUUUUGUGUAAUUUUUUUUUCGUCCUGUAAAAAGUUCAUAACCGCAACAACUUGCUCAAGCCAUUGAAUGAGAGUGAGUCUCAAAACCAAAACCCAAAACCAAAGAAAAUAUAUAAAAAAAAAGGAUAUACGAGACAACAAUCUUAUGAAUAGUUCAUACAUGGAAUACUUUGUGUGAGUGUGCAUUAAGGAUAUGAAGGAAAAAUUGUAAAAAAGAAAAACGAAAAUGCCCGCGUGUGCGUGAGUAUAGAGCAGAGUUUUGGUUGAAACACAACGUUCGUGAUGUGCAAUAAAGAUUAUUGUUAAGUGGAAACUUCUUCCUUGGUAGAUGGCUGCUAAAGACGUUAGAGAGGUGGAAUGUUGUAGAGUAUAGAGAGCAAAAGGAUACGCAUAUUAUUUUAUGUAUGUGAAUGUGAUUGUGUUAAUAAAAUAUUAAUGAAAAAGAAAAAAAAUUCCCAUACAAUAUCGUUGUCGUAUGAAAGAAUCACAAUCAUAAGAUUUGGUUUUUACGAGAAAAAGUUUUCUCUGUUGUUCGGUGAGAGAGAGAGAAAGUGAGUGCGAGGGAAGGAAGGAUUGACACAGAGGAAGCCCUAAAGGAGAGGAAAAAAGAGGGAAGAGAAUAUCCAUCAACAACUCGAUUUACAAGGUAAAAUCAAGUCAGAGAGAGAGGAAUCUUCAUCAAACACACACACACUUCCACAAAUAACAGAGGUACCCCCCUGAGUGAUUCUAAAUGAAAAAAAGACCGGAUAUUUGUUAUCCCACUUCUGAUAUAUUGAAUCCAUUAUCAGAAUUUAAGGAAAACUAAUAAAAAAUCAAAAAAAAAAGAAAAGAACGAAGGGACACAAAAUUCAUUGUGGACAUAAUUUAUCCACCCAAAAGAAGGAAACAAUAAAGAACGAGAGAGGGAGAGAUAAAAAAAGAGAGAGAAAAAAAAUAUAUAUGAAAAUGAAAAAGAAAGAAAAUAGCAUCAUGAAUUUACAGGACUGUCACUUGGUACAUUUGUUCCUUGCAGCUGCAAUUUUAUCCUUCAGCAUGGACCGUACCUAUGCUGACAUGUUCUCCACCCUUGAUCUAUCUAAGCACUAUCCACGCCCAAUUUCGUCAACAUCGUCAUCAUCAACUCAUACAACAGGUUCAAAUAUACAAGAACCAUUGAGUAUCAAUGUCACAUCACAAUUGGGUACGCAUGCUUACCUACCCUGCAAAGUGCAACAGCUCGGAAAUAAACCAGUUUCCUGGAUUCGUGUACGAGAUGGCCAUAUCCUUACGGUUGACAGAGCUGUCUUCAUUGCUGACCAGAGAUUUGUUGUCCUAAAUCAACCGAAUAAAUUUUGGACAUUGCAGAUUAAGUACGUUCAAGCAAGGGAUGCUGGUGCAUAUGAGUGUCAAGUGUCGACAGAACCAAAAGUUAGUGCAAAAGUUUAUCUCGAUGUUGUGGUUCCCCGUACUGAAAUCUCUGGAGAGCCAGAUCGUUAUGUCAAGGCUGGCAGCAUUGUUGUCCUACGCUGCAUUAUUCGGGGUGCUCUAGAACCGCCAACAUUUAUCAUGUGGUAUCAUGGAUCGGAGCAAUUAAUGGGCGAUUCUAACCGACAUCGAAUGCAAAUCGAUAGAAAUUUUCCAGAAGUUGAAGGUUCAUUGAGUACGAUGGGUUCAUUAAUCAUUGAAGUGACGAAAAAACGGGAUUCUGGAAAUUACACAUGUAGUCCGUCGAACAGUCCCAGCGCCACCGUGACGCUCAACGUGAUAAAUGGUGAACAUGCUGCAUCCGCCAUUAUGUCAUCGGCAAGUGUUCUCAACAGAAAUGUCAUUUAUAUCGUUUUAAUGCUGUCACUUUUGACGUUAGCUAAAUCGUGACACGUAUCACGACUGAUUCUUAGUGGAAUUUAAAUAAAUUUAUUUAAUUUUUUUUUACAAAAUUUAGUUUCUUUAUAAUUUUUUUAAUAUUAAUCUAUUGAU
Molecule: messenger RNA, 2600 nt
Organism: Episyrphus balteatus (marmalade hoverfly)
Lineage: Eukaryota; Metazoa; Arthropoda; Insecta; Diptera; Syrphidae
Product: zwei Ig domain protein zig-8-like
Exons: 8
Coding region: 1584-2498 (304 amino acids)
Biological process (GO): synapse organization
Cellular component (GO): neuron projection membrane
Source: RefSeq, a predicted model, not a curated record